Molecule: messenger RNA, 1827 nt
Organism: Phlebotomus argentipes
Lineage: Eukaryota; Metazoa; Arthropoda; Insecta; Diptera; Psychodidae
Product: zinc finger protein 26-like
Exons: 3
Coding region: 303-1571 (422 amino acids)
Biological process (GO): regulation of transcription by RNA polymerase II
Cellular component (GO): nucleus
Molecular function (GO): DNA-binding transcription factor activity, RNA polymerase II-specific; RNA polymerase II transcription regulatory region sequence-specific DNA binding
Source: RefSeq, a predicted model, not a curated record
CCCGCUCGUCAGCAGACUGCUCCUCUUCCUCUCUCUUCACCUGCACAGAAGACUCUGCAGAGCCUUCAGCUGACGCUCCGUCGAGCAGCUUCUCCUCCGGCAAAUGACUAGGAGGAAAAUUCAUAGACUUGCUAGAAUCGCUGCACCAAAGCACUUGACGUGUUGUUUGUGGCUUUCCUCUGCAGUUUUCCAAUAAGUCUGAAAAUACCAUCCUUAUCGUAAUAUCAAACUUGUUUUCUGUAACUUCUCGGCAUCAAUUGCAAUAAAUAAUCCAAGAGUAUCAGAAAUAACAAAAAGAGAAAAUGGACGAAUCAAAGGUGAAAUCAGAACUUAUCACUGAUAUUUGCUGUCGAGAGUGUGGAGAAAAUUACACAGAAUGGACAGAACUUUUGGAUCACCGGGAAAACGCCCACAAUUUAUACAGUUGCAAAUCCUGCGCGAAGGAAGAGACUUCUUUGGUAGAUUUCGAGUAUCAUCUGCAAAUUCACGGCGGACAAAAGCUCUUUAUGUGCAUAAUUUGUAAGGAGAACUUUUCAUUCCUCUCAGAACUGAAUGAUCAUCUGCCCAGUCACUUGAUUGACGAGGAAGAGGAGAAAUGCAUGCCAAUUACUGAAGAGUUCGUGGAAUCCAAAUUGGACUUCGAACUGGAUAUAAAGGAGGAGUCUGAGAAAGACGAGGAUUUCGAGCAAGAGAAUUUUGUGGAUGAGGACAAGGAUGAUGAGUCGGACGUUCAUGAAGAGAAAUCAGUCGUUCUUGAGUAUGUGAAGCCACAGAAGAUCUUCAGGUGUACAAUUUGCUCUCACACCUGCAAAACCAACACAAAUCUCAAGUUACACAUGAAGAAACACAGCGAAGAUCGUCCUUAUCAGUGUGCCAAAUGCAGCAAGAAGUAUAAAUACAUGUGCAGCCUGAGAUCGCACCUGCUGAUGGUACACGACAAGAACAAGCAGCGGACGGAAGUGUGUAAAAUCUGCGGUAAAGGAUUCUACAUGAAGGAGCGGCUGAAGACGCAUAUUCGCGACAGACACACUUCUGACGUGUCACGAUAUCCGUGUCAAGUUUGCGGCAGGACGUAUUCCACGAAGGCUGGCGUGGCUGUGCACAUGCAGAAGCACGACACGAAGAACAACCAUCAUCCAUGCCCGACGUGCGGAAAGGUCUUCAGCACGCAUAUCAAUAUGCACAAGCAUUACAAGAGACACGACGCCGUGAAGAAGUACUUCUGCGACUGGAAAGCCUGCACUUUCAGUUCUCUCGUGCGCUCAACACUCACGGCACAUCGGCGGAUUCACACGGGCGAGAAGCCCUUUCCAUGCGACUUCUGUGACAAGACCUUCAGCGUGAAGAGUUGCCUGAAACUCCACGUCGCACACACGCACAAUCCUGACUCGGUGCCCUGCAAGCAGUGCGAUAAGACUUUCCCAACGCAAUCCUCUCUGCGGAAUCACAUCCAGCGCGUUCACGCCGAACGGACGAUUCCCUGUCCAGUGUGCAACAAGAAGUUCGGAAACAACGGUGACCUGAAUAGGCACUUGAAAGACAGUCACUCGAUAAGGAAGCAGAAUAAGUAAGAUAAGUAAUUUAUAUGAAAUAAACUGUGAAUGAGAAUUCUGUGUUACCCAUGCUCAUCGCACUCAUCGUGUAAACAAACAAUCCCGUCUGAGAACUUUAAAUGUAGAACUGCUAGAAUGUCAGGGAAAUCAUUUCUGGUUAAUUUUCUGGCUGGGAUUUUAGAAAGCUGAGAUCUUGCAUGAGUAGAUUGUGAAGAUAUUUCUUUUUUCUGUGCUGAAUGGUGAUACAAAGAAUCAACAGCCUUAUCAUAAAAUG